Cuculus canorus (common cuckoo) is the source of this 1015-nucleotide messenger RNA. It is a transcript of the gene TMBIM6, whose product is annotated as transmembrane BAX inhibitor motif containing 6. The coding region runs from base 204 to 914 and encodes 236 amino acids. Lineage: Eukaryota; Metazoa; Chordata; Aves; Cuculiformes; Cuculidae. Gene Ontology annotation, cellular component: mitochondrial membrane. Gene Ontology annotation, molecular function: enzyme binding. Gene Ontology annotation, biological process: cellular response to unfolded protein; negative regulation of apoptotic signaling pathway; negative regulation of endoribonuclease activity. The record is from RefSeq and is a predicted model, not a curated record. The transcript is spliced from 11 exons.
UUAAGGGGGCGCUGGCCAAUCGCAGCCCAGUCCGUGGCGCAGCGGCCAGCGCUCGCGGCCUGGCCCGGACGGCGCAGCGCAGCUCCAGUCUCUGCCCCCGGACGUUGCCAGCGAAGCCGAAGCAGCUCCAGCCCCGUUGCAGUCGCCCGUGACAGCUUGCACCACUGCGAAGCGGCCAGUGGGCCCACUCGCAGCGCGGCACCAUGAACGUCUUUGAUCGAAACAUCAAUUUCGAUGCCCUCUUCAAGUUCUCUCACAUCUCGGCCUCCACCCAGGAGCACCUCAAGAAGGUCUAUGCCAGCUUCGCCAUCUGCAUGUUUGUGGCCGCCACAGGCGCCUACAUCAACGUGGUGACCCACUUCUUCCAGUUCAGCUUCCUGACUGGCUUGGGUGCCCUGGGGCUGAUGAUCUGGCUCACUGCUACCCCGCACAGCCGGGAGACGGAGCAGAAGCGGCUGGGGAUGCUGGCUGGCUUUGCUUUCCUGACAGGCAUCAACCUGGGACCCCUCCUGGAAAUGUGCAUCUCCAUCAACCCCAGCGUCAUCCCCACCGCCUUCCUCGGCACUGCCACCAUCUUCGCCUGCUUCUCCCUGAGUGCCCUGUACGCCCGGCGCCGCAGCUUCCUCUACCUGGGAGGUUUUCUUCUCUCCGGCCUCACCCUGAUGCUCCUCUUCUCCGUGGUUAACACCUUCAUGGGAUCCACUUGGCUCUUCACGGCCAACCUCUACCUGGGGCUGAUGAUCAUGUGCGGCUUCGUGCUCUUCGACACGCAGCUCAUCAUUGAGAAGGCGGAGAGCGGGGACAAGGAUUACAUCUGGCACUGCGUCGACCUCUUCCUCGACUUCGUCAACAUCUUCCAGGAGCUCCUGAUGAUCCUGGGCAUGACCAAGAACAAGAAGAAGGAGAAGAAGUGAAGCGGCUCCUGUCCCCAUCCGGUCCCCAUCCCCAUCCCCGUCCCCUCUCUAAUUCAUUAAAGGGGUUGCGCUUUGCUGCCGAUGAAAAGCAGCCCGGAAGC